Messenger RNA from Mesocricetus auratus (golden hamster), 2013 nucleotides. It is a transcript of the gene CUNH11orf52, whose product is annotated as chromosome unknown C11orf52 homolog. The coding region runs from base 861 to 1289 and encodes 142 amino acids. Gene Ontology annotation, cellular component: extracellular exosome. The record is from RefSeq and is a predicted model, not a curated record. Lineage: Eukaryota; Metazoa; Chordata; Mammalia; Rodentia; Cricetidae. The transcript is spliced from 4 exons.
CCCCAUACUCAGAGACUGAUUCUCAUCUCCCUAUCUCCCAAGUGCUGGGAUUAAAUGCAUACACUACCAUAACCAACCUGGAAACAUGUUUUCUAAGGGGAAUUCACUCGGUUGCAUCAUAGCUGCUGGCCAGUGAGGAACAGGUCCAAAUUUGGGUCAUUGGAAGCAGAAGCUGCAAACAGGGUAGGUGGAGAUUUUGUAGUCCUGAGCUCGGAAGAGGACAGUGAGUGCUCCAUCCCAACCACAGAGCCAUCUGGUUUAUACCAGAAAGAGGAUUAGGUAAUACAUUCAGUGCUUACGCUUCACUGUGCAAUCUAGAUGAUAAAAAGUUAGGAGAUUUAACCACGUUAAUUUUAAUAGUGAGCGUGUGAGAGCAUUCCAUUCCCCUACUUUUCAGGUUCCAAAAGCCUCUAGGAUUCAACCCCAUAUUGUGGACAUAUGAAACUGGUACCAAUUAUCUUGACAGUAACACUCAAACCUAAGUGUGGUAGGGCAGACAUGAGGGAGGAUCCUUUGUUCCGUUAUAAAGGAUAUAUUUCAAAGGCGGUGAGAUACAUUGAGAAACAUUUCCUGUGGAAACUCAGAGGUCUUUUGUAUCUCAGGUUUCUUUUUAAAACGAAGCUUGCAGCUCGAAGUUUAUGGCCUCACCAAAAGAAGCUUCAAAUCCCAAAGGUGAGAUAACUCUCACCUGAAGCCCGUGUGUCUUUCUACCCUCUGGCUGGGAACAAUCACCUGAGAAUGAUUCCACCAGGUGGCUUCCAAGGUCCAACCUACUUGGUUGAAAUCUGACACUGACAGCGACUCCCUGGGAGCUGCUGCGGUUCGCUCAACAGGGAACCAGGAAAUGCGCAAACCUCUUUAUGUCUGAAAACCAGCUGGGCUCCCUGGGAGACACAUCCGCCAUGGGAAACAGGCUGUGCUGUGGGGGAAGCUGGAGCUGCCCAUCAACUUUCCAGAAGAAAAACAAAACAGGGAGCCAAGCACGGCCCACAUUGAGCAUAUUGAAACAGCAACAGCAACAGCUACAGCAGAAUGGUACAAAGGAUUGGGAAACAACAGGACCAAUGUAUGAGCAAGUGUUACCCCGGCCUGUAUAUCAAAAGAGAAGUUCUGACUCCACAUCCGAGGAGAGCCAUUUGCAUUAUGCGGACAUUCAUGUGCUCAGCCAAAUGCAGCCACACUCUGGCAAGGUGAAUCGCCUCCGUCUAGAAAAUGCUACAGAGUAUGCUGUCCUUCGCUUCCCCAAGGCCACACCUCGAUAUGACAGCAACAAUGGAACCUUGGUGUGAGCCCUUGGAAGGAAGUGCUGGUUUCCACAAUUUUACCGUUCUGUGGGGACAAUCUACUGUUUCUGGGAAUCUUAAAGAACAGCAGAACAUCUGGAAUUCUGGGUGCCCCUCUCUCUGCACUGUGAAUCUUUUGGUUUGCCACUGUUAAUGUGGAGUUGUGGUAAGGUUAUAGGUGAGCUGAGUUCCAAACAAAUAUUUAAGUGUACAAAACAGUCGUCCUUUGACCCCUAAUAUUAUUUGAAUUCUCAAAUGCAGCAAGAGCCCUCUAUGCACUUUGAAUGUCUCUUACAGGGAUUGUGUAAUGAUAUUUGGGGGGUUUUGUUUUAUUUUUGUUUUUUUUUUUGCUAUGUAACUGAGGAUGGUUUUGAAAUCCUGAUCUAUCCGGGUCUCCCACCUCCAGUCCUGGGAUUACAGACACGUGAUCACUGUGCUCGGCACAUCCCCUUUAUACACCUCUACUCCAAAACCGCAGAGGAAGCGCUCUGGAAAAGCUUCCUGAGCCCUUGACAGCCUCGGAACUGCUGUGGUCAAUUAAUCUAGCAGCUGGGCCAAGGGCUCCAGACCUUAGCACAGAGAUGGAAACAGGUAUUGAGUGACUGAUUCUAAAGUCUUCUCCAACCACCGGUCACAAGGCCUUCAAACUGCGGACACUAACAGCCUGGAGAAACUCUCCUUGCAAGGACUGUUAGAGCCAUUAGGAUCAAUAAAUGAAUAGUACUAAGAA